AUGGCCGACCAGCAGCUCCAAGAGGCUGUUGCGGCAAUGGUCGACCGCCUCGACCGGCGCUUUCUACGUGCGUUGCAGCGCGACGGGUACCUCUGCGCGGCCAAAGCGUUCGAGCACACGGACUGGUCGUCCGAGCAGUUGACUGCGGCCGUCGAGCGCUGUCAGCGCCCGACGCAGCAGCUGAACCAGUUGAUGCAGCAGGAGAUGCAGCACUUCCAGAGCCGCGUGCAGCGCUGUGCGCAGGACUGUCAGGACAGGGCACAGGACGCUCUGCCUGCGCGUGGAACGCCCAGCGACGCGCAGGUCGCACGGGCGCAGAAGGACAUGGACACGUGCGUGCGUCGCUGCGUCGACACGCACGUGGGGCUGCUGCCCAAUCUAAGCGCCCGCAUCGAGCAGGCGGUGACCCAAAUUAAGGACCAAGCGCACUAA
Hyaloperonospora brassicae is the source of this 432-nucleotide messenger RNA. The record is from the annotation of a GenBank genome assembly. NCBI's taxonomy places the organism in Eukaryota, Oomycota, Peronosporomycetes, Peronosporales, Peronosporaceae.